UUCGGGGCCAUGUAUUUGAGGCAAGUUAGCAGUCUAAUAUAUAAAUAUAAGUGUCUAUGGAAGUUAGCCAUUGGCAAUCCAUAAUUAUAUAGUCAAAGAUGACAGGUUUUCUAACCUGUAUAGUCGUCAACGUUAACAAUUGAUAUUUCACUUCGCGGGACAGAGCGAUGUUUAUUUCUGCCAGAUUCUUUCGUUUCGUGCAAAAACGUGUCGAAUGAGCUUAGUUUCACCCAUAUUUGAGAUUACGCAAUAUCUUUCUUGGCUUUAGACACAUCAGAUCUAAAUAUGAUAUUCAAAAGAUUGUUGGAACGAUUUGGAGUAAAAACCAAAGAGCAAGCUUUGUUUUUUAGACAAAGGCUUGCUAUAUUAUAUGCCUUCAUAGGAUGGAAUUCUUUUGGCAUCAUACUUUAUAUGCUUCUAAAGGAAAAAAUGCCAGAAGAUGAUACAGAACGAAGAAUGGCUUAUAGUCUUUUGAGUUCAUCUGGUAAUUUGCAUGUAUAUCAAUUAGAAGGUAUGAAGCUUACCAAUAAUUUUAACAUAGCAUACAAAGUAAAUGAUAAUCAGAUAGAAGAAGAAAAUAAAGAAUGAAAAAGAAAUUAUUAAAACGGACGAGCAUUAGGUAAUUUAACAAUGAUUAUUUUUCAUAACUCUUGUGUAAUAUUACGUAAUAAAAUCAGUAUCAAGAGAUAAAUUUUGUUGAGCUUUACAGUAGACUACAAAGAAUUAAUAAUUAAUAACGCUCAGAAAACAAUAAUUAUACAAUUGAAUAAGUGCUAUCAUUGCUAUAUUUUACUAUUCAUCAUGAAUGUAAAGAUGCUCCAAUCAUUGAUAUAAAUUACAGUGUUUGCUCUACUGUUUUCUGAAUACAACUAAUCAUCAUCGUAUUUCCAAGAAAUCUGUCCAUUAGUCGAAAAAAAAA
Pogonomyrmex barbatus (red harvester ant) is the source of this 919-nucleotide messenger RNA. RefSeq lists its product as uncharacterized. Lineage: Eukaryota; Metazoa; Arthropoda; Insecta; Hymenoptera; Formicidae. The record is from RefSeq and is a predicted model, not a curated record.